CGAGUCGCCAGCAGCUAUGGAGUACAUUACCUCCAGGACAGCUCAACAGAAACAUGGUGUGGACUAUAUUUUUACUUCUGAAUGGACUGCUCAUACUAGUUCUCCUUUACUUCUCUCGCACAAGACAGAAAUACGAGCCUCCUCUGGACAAGGGCUUCCUUCCUUGGCUGGGACACGCGCUCGAGUUUGGAAAAGAUGCUGCAAAGUUUUUGGCCCGGAUGAAAGAAAAACACGGAGAUAUAUUCACGGUCCGUGUUGCUGGUCAUUAUGUGACAGUGCUCCUAGACCCGAACUCCUUUGACAACGUGCUGAACGACACGGUCUGCCUCGACUUCUCCCGCAUCAGAAAGCUGCUGAUACAAAGGGUCUUCAAACUGCAGCUGCCAAACGUCGAACCUGCAUCGGAGAGGGCAUGGAUGAAACAGCAUUUCCAAGGUCCCAGUCUGUUCAAGUUCAGCAGCUGCAUGAACACCCACCUUCAGAACCUGCUCCUCAGUAACCACAAAGGCUUUUCAGAGUGGAGACAGGAGGGACUCUUCAGCCUCUGUUACAGCCUUCUUUUCAGAGCCGGAUACCUCACGUUGUUUGAGAGGAGAGACGCGACUGCAGAAGUCUACAAAGAGUUCCGCAAGUUUGAUGAUCUUCUCACCAAAUUGGCUCGCUGCACCCUCAAGAGAGAGGAAAGCAAAGCAGCCAACUCGUCCCAAGAGCGACUGUGGGAGCUCCUGUCGCCGCGCUGCCUCGGCGGAGGGUCGGAGAUAAACUCCUGGCAGCAGAGCUACCACCGCUUCCUGCAGGAGGAGGGAAUAGAUGCAGACAUGCAGAAAAGAGCAGCACUGUUCCAGCUGUGGACCACACAGUGCAAUGCUGGACCUGCUGCCUUUUGGCUCCUCGGCUUCCUGCUCACUCACCCUGAGGCUAUGGAGGCUGUUAAGUCAGAGAUCAGAGGCCUUUCCGCUCUCCAGGAUACUUCCCUACAGCAUCCCCUCAUCAGCUUGCUGGAAGCGCACAGCACACCUGUGUUUGACAGCGUUCUGAGUGAGACCCUACGACUCACCGCCGCGGUAAUGAUCAACAGGGAGGUGGUGCAGGACAAGAUCCUGCGCAUGGCCGACGGACGGGAGUACCGCCUGAGACGGGGGGACAGAGUGUGCCUGUUCCCCUUCCUCAGCCCUCAGAUGGACCCACAGAUACACCAAGAACCACAGGUUUUCAAGUACGACCGCUUCCUAAAUGAAGAUAUGACAGUGAAGGAUAAAUUCUACAAGAAUGGAAAAAUGCUGAAGUACUGCACCAUGCCUUGGGGCGCCGGGAGGAACAGCUGCGUCGGGAAACAGUUUGCUGUUACAACCAUUAAACAAUUUGUGUUCCUGCUAUUGACGCAUCUCGAUCUGGAGAUGUGCAACCCCGAGGCCAAACUGCCACCAGCUAAUCCCAGCCGCUACGGCUUCGGCAUGCUGCAGCCGGACGGAGAUCUGCAGGUCCGAUACAGACUGAAGAGGACACGGCAUGAAAUGUGACUUGACGAACACAAACAGUGAUUGAUAAACCUUUUUGUUAAAUGUACUGUAGUGCUAUUUAUUCCAUGUCAUAUUUAAUCAGUCCACCUAUAAAUCUUAUUUAACUUUGUUAUGUGUAAAAUAAUAUUUUUAAUAAAAAUUGAAAAGCCAAGUCGAA
Stegastes partitus (bicolor damselfish) is the source of this 1677-nucleotide messenger RNA. RefSeq names its product prostaglandin I2 (prostacyclin) synthase (gene ptgis). Gene Ontology annotation, molecular function: oxidoreductase activity, acting on paired donors, with incorporation or reduction of molecular oxygen; iron ion binding; prostaglandin-I synthase activity. Lineage: Eukaryota; Metazoa; Chordata; Actinopteri; Pomacentridae. The record is from RefSeq and is a predicted model, not a curated record. Gene Ontology annotation, biological process: prostaglandin biosynthetic process. The transcript has 10 exons. Bases 54 to 1520 code for a protein of 488 amino acids.